GUGUUUUGUACCUGUGGCUCAUCUAAAACCUGCAGGACAGCGACUGGAGGACUGGAGAUUUGACGCCCCUGAAGACAUAAAGCCUGUUGCUGUUAAGCAUUUUUGCUUACAUUUCUAAACUUUGUCAACUUUUAUCAUGUUGAUGUCAACUUUAGAGCAACAUGAACUCGUAUAACCCUUAUCAUCCCGGCGUCACAUGAAACCAGUUCGAUGUGAAAACUGUUUCCAGGGGAACGUUUACUGUGCCACACCGAGGACGCGGUCGGAAAAAUGGAUCCUUGCGCGAACAUGGAAGUACGACUGAGUAUGUUGAGAAAAUGAACCAAAAAUUUAGCUAUAAAAAAAUCUCUAUUCCCAUGCAGGCGUUCUGACCUUUGACCCCCAGAAUAUUCUCAGAUUUAAUGACUGGGGCCUUUUUCCCUCCUCAGAUUUUAUUUCAGACAAACAAAAAUAUCAAAUCCCAAGCAGGAGAAAUGAUCCGAGUUGUUCCUCAGACGGACUCAGUGAACCCUUCAGACUGAAACAUGGACGCCGUCUGCUCUCUCCUCUGCUUCGCUAAAAGAUCUGAUUACUUUCUCAGGCGGUGAUGUAAGAUGAAGGCUUCAGUCUUCUGCCCCCUGCUGGUCAUCCUGACAGCUGCGUCCAGCCCUGUGGUUCCACCCUGCAGGUGAACUUGGCCUCCGGUUUGUCACGAUGGCGAAUUAAGAUGGAACAGUUAAAUCCUGGCAGCGCUCAUCUGGAAUCAUGCAACUCAGUUUUCUCCAGAAUUUCCAGGGAAGCAUUCCUCUGAGGUUCUGCUCAUCAUCAUGUGAGCAAACACACUUUUCACUUCUUUUAUCCAGAAACCACAGAUGUGCUGCGGCUGCCAGCAUCCAGCCUCUCUGCCCAGAAACUGCUUGUGAUGUUUCCAACUACAACAAAGUGAAAGCAGAAUCAUCUGGGUGCAGGAGGAAACCUGAUCAACGUCUCUGGGAUUUACAUCCAAAACCUCCUGCAGACAGAACCGACUGAUCAGAGGAGGUGAAGCCGCCAUGACGCCUCGCUACGGAGCCGUCCAAUCAGGACGUUUGGAGCCAUUUCUGUCCAGCCUCAUUAACCGUAGGCGGCCCAGCUGACCGCUGCAGGAUCCCUGGGGGUUCAGAAAGGAGCCUAGGCCCAGAAGCCUGGACCCGCCCAGAAGCCUGGGCCCUGCGCCUCCUUCAUCCUCCUCCUCCUGUGACCCAGUCUCAGUGCUGCAGCUCUGCGCAGGAGGAAAGCAGCUGGUCCUGAUGCAGCAUCACGACUGAAGUGAAACCACCAAGCAUCCAACAUGAAGGGGGCCGUGGUCCUCAUCAUCAUCAUCACCGCCACCGCCGGGUUCUGGGCUGUCUCUGCUCAGCCGACACUUGAAAUUAAAAAAGAACUUUCUGAGUGUGAAAACGCCACAUUGGGGGACAUCGUCUUCCUAGUCGACAGCUCCACUAGCAUCGGCGAGGAAAACUUUAGGAUAGUCCGCACCUUUCUCAGAAAUGUCAUCCAGAACCUCGACAUUGGCCCUGAUAAAGUACGAGUCGGCUUGGCGCUGUACGGAGACCGUCCCCAAAAGGAGUUCCUGCUGAAAGACCACAUGGACAAGACGGCCGUGUUGGACGCAGUGGAGCAAAUUGCUUUCCUUCGCGGUGGCACAAAAACGGGCAAGGCCAUGGACUUCAUCCGGGAGGAAUACUUCACACCUGAAGCCGGGAGCAGAGCCAGGAAGCAUGUUCCUCAGAUCGCUGUGCUCUUGACUGAUGGAAACUCCAACGACGAUGUGUCCUUACCUGCCAAGCAUCUCCGGGAUCUCAAUGUCUUUAUGUUUGUCAUCGGAGUGUCUCAGUACAAUUAUGAUCAGCUGAAGAUCAUCGCUAACCACCCACCAGAAGACUACAUCCUGACCACCGACAGCUUCCAGACUCUGCAGAGUUUAAGAAACACUCUGCUGAAAACCGUGUGCUCCUCCCUGGAGAUCCAGAAAAUAGCUUUGGCCAAUAAAUUUGCAGACAUCUUUCUCCUGAUGGACAGUGCCUUAGGGCCGCGACAGUUCAUCUUUUUCAGGAAUGAGUUGAUCAGAUUUAUCGACCAGAUAGACGCUGGACAGUCAAGCUACCGUGUCGGUUUGGCUCAGUAUCGCCAGGAUGUACAGACUGAGUUCUAUCUCAACGCUCAUAAAACUAAACAACAGUACACAAAAGCAUUGAAAAGCAUCCAACAGCUGCCACAAACUGGCCAAGGACCGAACCUGGGAGCUGCUCUCAAGUACGCAGGUCAAAACUUUUUCCUGCCUGAAAAUGGCGGCCGUGCAAACCAAGGAGCUCAACAGUUUUUGGUUGUUGUUCUUGGAGAAAAGCCUAAGGAACUCUUAUAUUUGGCCGGUCAAGAUGUCAGAUCCCAAGGGGUAUCUGUUGUAGGCAUGAGUUCGGCUGUGCUGGUGGGUGACAUGCUAAGCUUUGCGGACAGUGCCUUUAACACUCUGAGGAUCACUCAGCUGAAGGAUUUCUUCACCACCCAGGAAGUGGAAACAGCCAUUGAAGACUGUCAGAGAGUCAACACUGCAGACGUCGUCUUCAUCAUCGAUGAGUCAGGAGGCAUCGGGAACAACUUCCAGCUCAUCCGGAGCUUUGUGCAGUCACUUAUCGGCAGCCUGAACGUCAAUCAGACGGGAGUCAGAGUGGGAAUUGUUACCUACAAUGAGGCUCCCAAAGUCCACGCUUAUCUCAACAGCUUCCAGGACCGAACAGAAGCUCAGCAGUUCAUCAAGUUGCUCCCUUACCGCGGCGGUGGCUCCAACACUGGAGCUGCUCUGAGGUUCACUCUGGAGUCAGUCUUCAAAGGGAGGGGCAAAAGGAAGGAUGUGCAGAAGGUAGCUAUUGUGGUCACAGACAGUAAAUCCCAGGAUAGCGUGAAGGAAGCGGUGGCAGAGCUACAUCGGUUUCCAGUCAGAGUUUUUGCGAUAGGAGUAAAUGAGAAGACACCAGACCUGUACGACAUGGCAUCUUAUCCCAUCAACAGCCAUGUUUUUGCUGUGGACAAUUUCAUGCAACUAAAACCCUUGAGGAAAAUCAUGCAGAAGAGUAUCUGCAGUGCCAUCAUUCAGGGCUCCGUCAACUCCUUUAAAAACAGCGCCGACACCAAGGAAGCAUGCUAUCAGAAGGAUGAAGCAGACAUCAUCUUCCUCAUUGACGACUCAGACAACAUCGAUUCCUCUGACCUCUCUGACACAAAGAAGUUCAUCACUAACUUUCUUGGAGAAUUUCGUGACAGACUUGAUCAUAUUCGCAUCGGGCUUGUGAAAUACUCCAACUUAGCUCAGUUGAAGUUUGACCGGAUGGCACUCUCAGACGUGAGCAAAGCUCUGAAUGACGUUAAUCAUGAGGGGGGUCGGACCAACACAGGGAGAGCGCUCACAUUCAUGGAAAGAUAUUUCAAGAAGGUACCCUACAGUCAGGGUUCGACGUAUCUGAUCGUCAUCACUGCAGGAGAGUCCGAAGACAGCGUCACACGUCCAGCAGAGAAAAUAAGGGCGCAAGGCGUCAUGGUCUUUGCUGUUGGAGUAAAAAGGUCAAACAAAGCUCAACUGCAGGAGAUCUCUGGUGAUCCAGACAGGACCUUUAAAGUCAGAGAUUACUAUUUCCUUCAGUGGAUCAAAAACGAUAUUCUAAGACCAAUCUGUGGACCAGCAGUUUGUGAGGACGCUCCUAGCGACGUCAUCUUCUUAACCGAGAGCUCAGAGAGAAUCUCUGCAGGAAACUUUAGGAAAAUGAAAGAAUUUAUGAAAUCUGUCGUUACCAAGUCUAUUGUGGGCAUGAAUGACAUGCGUGUGGGUGUCAUGCAAUUCAGCACUAAGACAAAACUAGAGUUUCGUCUGAACCGGUACUUCAGGAAAGAUGAAAUACUGGGAGCCAUCGAUAACAUGGAGCAGCAAAAUGGCGGGGUUGAAACAGGAAAGGCCCUCACUGAAGUUUCACAGUUGUUCAGUGAGACUGAAGGAGGACGUCCUACACUGAGGCAGAACCUGGUGCUGAUCACCUUCAACAAAGCAACCGAUGAAUUCAAAGGUCCAGCAGAGGCUCUGAGGCAAAAAGGAGUGUUAAUCUUUUCAAUCGGAGUGGUGAACAGUAACUACAGCCAGCUGUACGAAAUCAGUAGCUCUUCAGAUAAAGUCAUCAAUGAAGCAAAUGUUGAUCUAAUAAGUGAACUGGACGGCAUGUUGGCCUUGAAGUUCUGCGAUCCACACAGAGAUUGUAAGAAGAUUGAAAAGGCUGAUAUAAUAUUCCUGGUGGACGGCUCAGGAAGCAUAGAAAACCGCUUCGGAAGCAUGCAAGUGUUUAUGGAGUCUGUAGUGAGCCGGAGCAUAGUCAGUAGGGACUCUACCCGUUUUGGAGCCAUUCUUUUCUCCAACGAACCUAAAAUCAAGUUUACUCUGGAAACCUACAACUCCAAAGGAGAAAUUCGUAAUGCUAUAAGAGCUCUGGUGCCGCCAAAAGAUAACACAUACACCAGCGAAGCUUUGGACUAUUCAUUGCAGUUCUUUAACGAGGAACACGGUGGCAGGAGACGUUUCCGCGUUCCUCAGAUUCUCAUGGUGAUCACAGAUGGGGCAGCAACAAACCCUGCUAACCUAGGAAAAAAUUCGGAUGCACUGCGAGCCAAUAACGUUACUGUCUUCAGUAUAGGUGUAGAGAACGCAAACAAGGAUGAGCUGCUGAUCAUGGCGGGAAAUAAUCAAUCCAAUGUCUUCUAUGUGGAUAAAUUUGACCAGCUGGAGACUCUGUACAGACAGAUAUCUGGAGUCGUCUGCAGUAUCACCAAACAUCCUUGUGAACUGAUGGACCUGGUCUUCCUGAUUGAUCGCUCUGGCAGCAUCACCUCCACAAAUCACAAUAUUGUGAAAAACUUCACAGCAGAACUAGUGACCAGGUUGGAAAUCAGUGAUGAACAUACACACGUUGGACUCGGGCAGUUCAGUGCAAAUUUCCUACAUGAGUUUUACCUUAAUAAUUACUACACUAAAAAGGGCAUAGUUGAUCACAUAAACGACAUAACAUAUUCAGGUGGAGAAACCUACCUCGGCAGAGCCCUGACUUCUAUCAAGGAUUAUUUCAGCCCGUUGCGAGGCAGCCGCAUCCAGAGAAAAGUGCCCCAGACUCUGGUGGUGCUUUCGGAUGGUAAUUCUUACGACAAUGUGGAAAAGCCAGCCAAUGAGCUCAGAGCACUUGGCAUUGAUAUAUUUGCUGUAGCAAUUGGAGAUGUUUUUCGAACGCAGCUCCUUCAGAUCACUGGUGAUCCACGAAAAAUUAUCACUGUCGGUGACAUAAACAACCUGCCAAACUUCAAGACCAAGGUGGUUGAUGCCAUCUGCAAGGAGGAGAAGCUUGUUCCCACUAUUGUUCCCUCUCCUCUUCCUGUUAUUUCUACUGUUUCUCCUUUUCCUCCCCCUGCUUGUGAACUGAUGGACCUGGUCUUCCUGAUUGAUCACUCUGGCAGCAUCACCUCCACAAAUCACAAUAUUGUGAAAACCUUCACAGCAGAACUAGUGACCAAGUGGGAAAUCAGUGAUAAACGUACACACGUUGGACUCGGGCAGUUCAGUGCAAAUUUCCUACAUGAGUUUUACCUUAAUAAUUACUACUCUGAAAAGGACAUAGUUGAUCACAUAAACGACAUAACAUAUUCAGGUGGAGAAACCUACCUCGGCAGAGCCCUGACUUCUAUCAAGGAUUAUUUCAGCCCGUUGCGAGGCAGCCGCAUCCAGAGAAAAGUGCCCCAGACUCUGGUGGUGCUUUCGGAUGGUAAUUCUUACGACAAUGUGGAAAAGCCAGCCAAUGAGCUCAGAGCACUUGGCAUUGAUAUAUUUGCUGUAGCAAUUGGAGAUGUUUUUCGAACGCAGCUCCUUCAGAUCACUGGUGAUCCACGAAAAAUUAUCACUGUUGGUGACAUAAACAACCUGCCAAACUUCAAGACCAAGGUGGUUGAUGCCAUCUGCAAGGAGGAGAAGCUUGUUCCCACUAUUGUUCCCUCUCCUCCUCCUGUUAUUUCUACUGUUUCUCCUUUUCCUCCCCCUGCUUGUGAACUGAUGGACCUGGUCUUCCUGAUUGAUCACUCUGGCAGCAUCACCUCCACAAAUCACAAUAUUGUGAAAACCUUCACAGCAGAACUAGUGACCAAGUGGGAAAUCAGUGAUAAACGUACACACGUUGGACUCGGGCAGUUCAGUGCAAAUUUCCUACAUGAGUUUUACCUUAAUAAUUACUACUCUGAAAAGGACAUAGUUGAUCACAUAAACGACAUAACAUAUUCAGGUGGAGAAACCUACCUCGGCAGAGCCCUGACUUCUAUCAAGGAUUAUUUCAGCCCGUUGCGAGGCAGCCGCAUCCAGAGAAAAGUGCCCCAGACUCUGGUGGUGCUUUCGGAUGGUAAUUCUUACGACAAUGUGGAAAAGCCAGCCAAUGAGCUCAGAGCACUUGGCAUUGAUAUAUUUGCUGUAGCAAUUGGAGAUGUUUUUCGAACGCAGCUCCUUCAGAUCACUGGUGAUCCACGAAAAAUUAUCACUGUUGGUGACAUAAACAACCUGCCAAACUUCAAGACCAAGGUGGUUGAUGCCAUCUGCAAGGAGGAGAAGCUUGUUCCCACUAUUGUUCCCUCUCCUCCUCCUGUUAUUUCUACUGUUUCUCCUUUUCCUCCCCCUGCUGAAAAGUGCACCAUCGACAUCGCCGUAGGGUUUGAUAUUUCUGCAGGUUCCAGCAAUGUGCCCCUUUUCAGACUGGUUACGCCCCUCCAGGAAAUCGUCCAUCGCGUUGCUACGGUGAACGACCUGUGUUGCUCGGCUUCUGUCCCGACCCGGAUCUCCUUCAGUAUCGUAGGUGUCGAUGGCCUCUCCUUGUUCGACACAAACUUUGAGGCUUUCAAGGAGGAUGUUCUGAGGAACGUCAUGGACUUUCCGUGGUCCCGGGCCACUUCACUCAACCGUGCCAUGCUCAAAUAUUUCAGGGCCAAGUUUCAGUCCAAGUCCAGAGCCAAGGUCAAGGUGCUGCUAAUUUUCUCUGAUGGACUUGAUGAAGACGUGGCGAUACUGAAGCAGGAAUCUGAGCAGCUAAGAGCCUCUGGAGUCAGCGCCCUGUUCGCCGUGGCCUUGAAGGAUGCGACUGCCGCACAGCUCCAGAUGGUCGAGUUCGGACGGGGAUACUACUACCAGGCUCCUCUGAGAAUCAGAGACCUGAGCAUCAGUAGCACCAUCCUGCAACAGAUGAGCUCUGUAGCGGAUCGGGUUUGCUGCAACGUUUCGUGUAAAUGUUCGGGACCUCCGGGCCCUCGUGGUCCUCCUGGGCAACCUGGAACAAAGGGCUCGCCUGGUCUGAAGGGCCACGGCGGCUAUCCUGGAGACGAAGGCUAUCAUGGCGGGCGAGGGCCUCCGGGUCUGACGGGGACUCAGGGCACCCAGGGAUGUCCGGGAACCAGAGGAUCGAAGGGAUCUCACGGCUUCUCUGGAGACAGGGGUGAAGAUGGAGAAGAUGGACUGAAUGGAGUGGAUGGAGAACAGGGAAAGGAGGGAGGGGAUGGGAUGAAAGGACAGAAAGGAGAUCCUGGAAGCCAGGGAAUCCCAGGGAUCAGAGGCGAGGAAGGACUGAAAGGAGACCGAGGCCUGAGAGGAGAUCCGGGCGAGCCGGGGCGCAACAACAGGGCAUCAGGACCCAAAGGAGAACGUGGCAACCAGGGGGACCCGGGAACGCCUGGACGGCAGGGACGUCCCGGGACGGACGGAGAGGACGGGAACCCAGGUCGGGACGGGAGGCGAGGCGCCAGCGGCUCCACGGGCGCACCUGGAGACAAAGGGAGACGAGGAUCACCAGGUGUGCCUGGAGCUUCAGGUCCAAAGGGACCCAGAGGGGACAGAGGCCCGCAGGGACCCAAAGGGACGCCGGGGUUUCCUGGACGGCAGGGUGACCCGGGACGCGCUGGAGGACCGGGAGACGGCGGACGACUUGGUGCCAACGGACAGAAGGGCCAGCCAGGAGAGCCGGGCCCCCAGGGGGCAGCGGGGCCGCGGGGGCCCCUGGGGCCGCCGGGUGAGGAAGGGCGAGACGGCGCAGGACCCCCAGGAGCCGCAGGGGCAAAGGGGUCUGAUGGUUUCCCUGGUUACCCCGGUCCGUCGGGUCCGAAGGGAGAGAAAGGAACCAAAGGAUUUCCGGGUGGGAGAGGGAGCCGAGGUCGCGAGGGAAACUCGGGCAGAACCGGAGAGCUCGGCGAGCCCGGAGAGCCCGGAUUCCCCGGACGCAGAGGACGGCCAGGUGUUCCUGGAAACGCAGAACAAACUGAGUGCGAGUUGAUCACCUACAUCAGGGACCAGUGUGCUUGUUGCCACGAUCCGCCCCGCUGCCCCGCCGUCCCCACUGAGCUGGUCUUCGCCCUGGACAUGUCUGAGGACGUGACGGGGGUGGACUUCGAGGACCAGCGGCGGGCCGUCCUCUCCCUGCUGCAGGACGUCAACAUGGCGGAGAACAACUGUCCGGCCGGCGCGCGGGUGUCGGUGGUGGCGUUCAGCCGGCACAGCCGCUACCUGAUCCGCCUGCAGGAGCGCCGCAGCAGGACGCGGCUGCUGGAGGCGGUGCAGAACCUGGCCCGGGAGCGCACCGCCGAGCGCCGCCACCUCGGCGCCGCCAUGCGGUUCGUGGGCCGGAACGUCUUCAAGCGGGUCCGGCCCGGGAAGACGACCCGGAAGGUGGCCGUGUUCUUCACCGGCGGCCAGACGCAGGACCCCGACGACGUUCUGACCGCCGUGAUGGAGCUCCGGGCGCAGAACGUCGCUUCCGCCGUCAUCGCUCUGAGGAACGUGCCCAGGAUCAACCGGGCCCUGGAGGCUGACGACUCGGGAAACUCUGUGUUCGCUCUGCUGAGGAGACAGCAGGACCUGGACCGGAUCAGGACGUGUGUCCUCUGCUCCGACCCCUGCAGACGCUCCUCAGAAUGCUCCUUCAUCCUGGACCCGCCGGCCCCCCUGCAGGCCGAACUGGACCUGGCUCUGGUUCUGGACGGCUCCAGGGAGGUCCAGGCGGACCAGUACGCCGGCGCUCAGCUGCUGCUGGCCUCUGUGGUGGAGCAGCUGGCCGUCAGCGCUCAGCCCCGCCGGCCCGGCGCCCAGGCCCGGGUGGCGGCGCUGCAGGGCGACAUGCUGGAGUUUGGCCCGCAGACCUACCAGAACCGGGACGGGAUGAAGACCCACCUGCAGACGGCGCGGCAGCGGAGCGGCUCCUCGGCGCUGGACCUGAUGCUGGACUUGGCCCUGAAGGAGGCGCUGCCGCCGCAGGCCGGCCAGCCGCGCAGGAAGAGGGCGCUGCUGGCCGUGGUGGCGGCUCGGACGGCCCGGCGGGACGGCGCCGCGCUGCGCCGUGCUGCCCUCAGGGCCCGCUGCAACGGCGUGGCCGUGUUCGUGGUGGCGGUGGGCGGACGCUACGACCGAACGCAGGUGGAGGAGCUGGCCGGCCUCCCGGUCCGGCAGCACCUGGUCCAUGUCGGCCGGCUGCAGGCCGAGGAGCGCGGCUACGUCCUGCGCUUCUUCAGGGUCUUCCUGUCCGCCCUCAACAGAGGUUUGAACGUUUAUCCUCCUCCGUCUCUCAGAGAGACCUGCAGCCAGCGGACCGAGGCAGACGACCUGCUGACUGGAGAGACGGCGUUGGCUGAUGACCCCCAGGCUGGAAGGUCAAGUCAGCAGGAAGAGGUCAUCCCUGCUGCGUGGAGAGGUCAAAGUUCAGCCUCAAGAUCAGCAGACGUCUGUCUCCUUGCUAAGAACAGCGGCGGCUGCAGGAAGCCGUCCGUUCUCUGGUACCACGACGCCCGGACCGGCCGCUGCGCCCUCUUCUUGUACAACGGCUGCGGCGGCAACCAGAACCGCUUCCGGACCCGCGAGCGGUGCGAGGAAAUGUGCGUGACGAAGAGCUAAGGUUCCGGUCGGGUUCCGGUCAGGUUCCGGACAGGUUGUGAUCAGGUUCUGGUUGGGUGUUAUCACCAGACCAGAACCACAAGAAGGCGGUUCUGUUUUCACUGCAGCUCCAAACAUUACAGAUUCCAUCCUGUGUAAUAAAAUACUUUAACUAUACCUAAAGUCCACGUUUUAAUGUCUAGAAAAUUUGACCCAAAGAAUUUUUGUUUCUGUUUUCUGGAAUAAUUAUUUUAGCAAUCGAUCAAUUUUUCCUCUUUUUUUUCUUGUGUUUAAAAUUCUGCAGAUUUUCCAUUCAGCUAAACGAUUUUAGCGUUAAAAGAUUAAAUAAGCAACUCGAUUCGUUUUUGAGAAAGAAAAUAAACGUAGUUGUGAAUUUGAGUUGGGUGAAUUUUAAAAAAUGCCAGUAUUGAGUAAAACAUCUUGACACAGUUGUUUUUAUCUUAAAUUUUUAAUGUUUUUAUGUAUUUUGUACGGUUUGUUGGUUUUUUUCAUCAAAUUGCCUCUGUAGAGUCUGUUUGUUAACGAUAAAUCGAUUACUGAGUUGGUAAUAAUCGAUUCAUUGUUUCAGCCAGAGUUGAUUGUUGGACUGUUCAGUUUGUGUUGAUCAUAGUUUGGUUUUAAAAGACGUUUCUUCCAUAUUUCUGAAACAGGAAAUCGAUCUGUUUCAGUUUUUUGUAUCUGAAGCACAUAACGUCCCAAAAGUUUUCAUACCUCUUGAACUUUCCUCCGUUUUGUUUUGAAGCAACCAGAUUCAGCAGGUUUUACAUGAUAACCAACACAACGUAAUGCUAACUGUGAAAUAAUAAAAAAUAAGAACAAAACUCAA
This is a messenger RNA of Xiphophorus couchianus (Monterrey platyfish), 10778 nucleotides long. RefSeq names its product collagen alpha-6(VI) chain-like. Bases 1310 to 9952 code for a protein of 2880 amino acids. NCBI's taxonomy places the organism in Eukaryota, Metazoa, Chordata, Actinopteri, Cyprinodontiformes, Poeciliidae. The record is from RefSeq and is a predicted model, not a curated record. The transcript has 42 exons. Gene Ontology annotation, molecular function: serine-type endopeptidase inhibitor activity.